Messenger RNA from Nerophis lumbriciformis (worm pipefish), 952 nucleotides. It is a transcript of the gene pdcd5, whose product is annotated as programmed cell death 5. NCBI's taxonomy places the organism in Eukaryota, Metazoa, Chordata, Actinopteri, Syngnathiformes, Syngnathidae. The record is from RefSeq and is a predicted model, not a curated record. Gene Ontology annotation, cellular component: nucleus; cytosol. Gene Ontology annotation, molecular function: DNA binding.
UCGAUCGCUAUUCGACUACUCUUCCUUGAGCGAGUUAGCUUGCUCCUACUGGGUAGUCAGGGCCUGGCCUGUGGGAUGCAAGUUUAGCGUUUGUGUUACAUUCUCAUCAUUUGAGUCUACUUGUACCAAAACCAUGGCGGACGACGAAUUAGAAACAAUAAGGCGGCAAAGAAUGGCAGAGCUACAGGCAAAGCAGGGGAAUGCCUCAAAAAAUCAGCAAGGAGAGGAGGCCAAACAAAGAGAGGCUGAUAUGAGAAACUCCCUAUUGUCUCAAGUUCUAGAUCAGUCUGCUCGUGCAAGAUUGAACAAUCUUGCUUUGGUAAAACCGGAGAAGGCCAAGGCUGUAGAGGAUUAUCUCAUUCAAAUGACUCGCUUUGGGACAAUCGCAGGAAAGAUUACAGACUCCGGCUUGAUUGAGAUUCUACAAAAAGUCAGUCAGCAAACAAAGAACAAAACAACGGUCAAAUUCAACAGGCAUAAGGUGAUGGACUCGGAUGAAGAAGAUGAUGAUUAGCUGACAACUGGACCGUUUGAAUGAAUUCUUGAGGAAUUACAGAAAUAUAUUUCACCAGGACUCUAAAAGUGUCUUCGAGCAGCAGUAUGUUACUGUGAUCCAGUGAUGUGUCUCUGCAAGUAACACACCAGGACAAGGCAGCAACAAGAUUCAAUUGACAAAAUGGUUAAAGCGAAAUGUGCUUGCGGGUGGUUUUAUCAUUAGAGCUACUUUUGUUGUACUCCUGGCAACACUCCGCUGGUCUUCUUUCAGUAGUUACUUUUUUUCCAUAUUCACUAUGAUUUCUAUUUUACAUACAGAGAGAAGUUAGAAUAAUAAGAAAAACAUGCCACAAAUGAAGAAUUUGGAGGAAUCCUACUCGUAAGGACUUGGAUCACUUGCUGAUAUGUAUCUGAAAUGUUUACAAAAAAAUAAAAUAAAAGGCCUUAAAUGAACAAA